This is a messenger RNA of Venturia canescens, 1239 nucleotides long. It is a transcript of the gene RpII33, whose product is annotated as RNA polymerase III subunit RpII33. The coding region runs from base 315 to 1145 and encodes 276 amino acids. Gene Ontology annotation, molecular function: protein dimerization activity. Gene Ontology annotation, biological process: DNA-templated transcription. Lineage: Eukaryota; Metazoa; Arthropoda; Insecta; Hymenoptera; Ichneumonidae. Gene Ontology annotation, cellular component: RNA polymerase II, core complex. The transcript has 5 exons. The record is from RefSeq and is a predicted model, not a curated record.
UUUACGCAACGUUCGCCGUCUGCCCGUGGUGAUACGUGUUACGGUGAUACCUUGAAAUUCGAAUUUUCUGUCAAUCGUAUAUAAUAACCAUGCACAUAUCACCACUACAUUCAGAGUUCGAAAACACCAUUUGUGAUGUUCCGUUAUUCUUCGAUAGUUGGCUAAUCUGACCGUCCAUUUUUGGUAAAUUAGUCUCCUCUCUUCGCUGGAGAAAAUCGCGCGUCAAGUUGUUUACGAUAAUAAGUAUUACGAGAAAUCGAAAAUAAUAUUACAAAAGAAUUAACAGUGAAAAUCAAUCAGAUUAAUAAAUAAAAAUGCCGUACGCUAAUCAACCAUCCGUGCACAUAACGGAUUUGACCGAGGAGAACGUCAAAUUUCAAGUUGAGGAUACAGAAUUGAGCGUUGCAAAUAGUAUGAGACGUGUCUUUAUUGCUGAAACGCCGACAAUGGCGAUUGACUGGAUUCAAUUAGAAGCGAAUUCCACAGUUUUGAGCGACGAGUUUCUUGCUCACAGGAUUGGUAUGAUUCCAUUGAUCAGCGAUGAAGUUGUUGAAAGGAUCCAAUAUACGAGAGACUGUAGUUGUCCAGAUUUUUGUCCAGAAUGCAGUGUGGAAUUCACCUUGGAUGUUAAAUGUACUGAAGAUCAAACAAGACACGUAACAACAGCUGAUCUGAAAUCUAGCGAUCCACGAGUCUUGCCUGUCACAUCACGACACAGAGAAGACGACGCCAGUGAUUACGGAGAGACAGAUGAAAUAUUGAUAGUCAAAUUACGAAAAGGCCAAGAACUUAAACUUCGAGCAUAUGCUAAAAAGGGAUUUGGGAAAGAGCACGCUAAAUGGAAUCCAACUGCUGGAGUUUGUUUCGAGUACGAUCCUGAUAACUCCAUGCGUCACACACUCUUCCCAAAGCCUGAUGAGUGGCCCAAGUCUGAGUACACGGAACUCGAGGAGGAUCAAUAUGAAGCACCGUUCAAUUGGGAAGCAAAGCCAAACAAAUAUUAUUUCAAUGUUGAAAGCAGCGGAGCUCUCAAACCUGAAAAUAUUGUGAUGAUGGGAAUAGCUGCUUUGAAAAACAAAUUGUCUAAUUUGCAAACUCAACUUAGCCACGAAGUGCAGAGUGAUGCACUAAGUAUUCAUCACUGAACAAUAUUUUUGUAUUUUCAUUCUCAACACUCGUGUAUAUUUUCUCUAAUGGAUAAAUUAAAUAUCUCUGGUACAAAUUUAGCCUGAAGCAUAA